Molecule: messenger RNA, 825 nt
Organism: Ectocarpus siliculosus
Lineage: Eukaryota; Phaeophyceae; Ectocarpales; Ectocarpaceae
Source: the annotation of a GenBank genome assembly
AUGCACGUUGCAAGCCCGGGACUCCCCGAAGCGGCCCUCCGCCACCUCUUCUUCCAAGCGGCCACAACAGGCGCGCCACGGCCAUCCUCCUUGCCGGCUGCUCGGGCGGGAGGAGACGGACGGGGGCAAACCACGGCUCCCGCCACCACUACCACCCCCCCCCUCACCCGACAGCGCACAAGUAACAACCGUAGCAACGCUGGUAGAAGUGGAAGUUUCCGCCAGAGUGGUAAGAGCGACGGUGGUGGCGGUGGAGACGGGGAAACCACAUCCGCGUCCGGUCUGGCGCGAGCCAUCGCGGGUUUUCCGCUGGCGUGCGAGGGGCUGGCGCCCUUGGUCGCGUCCACGGCCACGGAGCUCAGCGCGCGGAGCCUGCUCAAGCAGGUCGCGCAUCAGGCCAAGGAGGCCCUCGAAGAGACCGAGAAGGUUGUCGCGUCUAUCAGAGAGGCUCAGGGCACACCUGCAGGCCAGAGAGGCGGUGGCGGCGGCGGCGGCGGAUUCGUCCCAGAGGCCGAGAUCUCGGCGGUGGAGGCGAGGACAAGUCAGCUCAGGGCUUUCAUGAUCAAUGCCGAUACAUCGCGGAGCGUGCUCGACGUGUCCAAGCUAUGGAUUAGCCGCAGGAUGCUGGUCGCAGAGACCACUCUCCUGAGGGCCUACGGAGGAGUGGGGCCGACAGCGAGGGCCCAGGACGCGAUAAGGCAGGGACGACGAGUGCGGCUGAGGCGGAUUUUCCGGGCGUUCGAGACGGCGUGGCGAGAAAAUCUCAUGUCGCGGCCUCCUGAGGAAACCCUCGAAAGGAUCGAAUCGAGCGAUUGCAUAGGAUAG